Messenger RNA from Micromonas pusilla CCMP1545, 1374 nucleotides. RefSeq lists its product as uncharacterized. NCBI's taxonomy places the organism in Eukaryota, Viridiplantae, Chlorophyta, Mamiellophyceae, Mamiellales, Mamiellaceae. Bases 1 to 1374 code for a protein of 457 amino acids. The record is from RefSeq and is a predicted model, not a curated record. The transcript has a single exon. Gene Ontology annotation, molecular function: protein binding.
AUGGACGUCCUCGCCCCCAGCAGCGGGGACGUCCACGACGUCCUCGCGAACGUGGACGCGAUGGCGGGCGGGAUGAAGAAAGCGCUCGCCGCGCGACGCGACGAGGCGUUGACCGCGCUAACCGAUUUCGUCCGCGCGAACGAGGACGCGGAACGCUCGCCGAACCUCAGGGACGCGAAACAGGACAGGCUCGACCUCGUGUUUAAGCUCCUCUCCCUCCGCGAGCGCAUGGCGAGCGACGAGGCGCUGUGCGUCGCCGCGCUGAAGACGCUGAAGAUCUUGUCGCGCAAAGAGGAGAACCGAUUGGCGUUCACGCGACGCGCGACGCAGGGCGUGUGCGACGUGCUGCGUAAUAACGGACGGAAGAUAUCGCGCGCGGUCGCGAGCGAGGGCGCGUGCGUGCUGUUGAACGCGUGCUACGAGAGGGAUAACGUGGACGCGGUCAUCGCGUGCGGAGGCGUCGAGCCGCUCGUGCGGUUCCUGAGCGACGGCGGCGGAUUCGGGGACGACGACGACGGAACCGGAACGAACGAGGAGGAGCGUCUUCAUCAGUCCAGAUCGAGACCGCAGCCGCCGAAGCCGCCGUCGUCGCCGUCGUCGUCGUCGCUUCGCUCGAACGCCGCGGGGGCGAUCCAGUCGAUCUCGUACACGGAACGCGGGCGCGCGCGCGUGCGGGACUGCGACGGCGUCAACGUGCUCGUGCGCGCCCUGCGAGACCUCGUCGGCGGGGGGGGGAAGACGAAGACGGCGACGACGACGACGACCGCGGACGCGUCCUCCUCCUCCUCCUCCUCCUCCUCCUCCUCGCUCGCGCUCGCGCGCGUCGUCGGCGCAAUCCACAACAUGACCUCCGACGCGGAGGCGGUGCGCGCGGCGCGGACGCUCGGCGGCGUGCCCCUCAUCGUCCCGCUGUUGCGUUCGCGCGCGCCGUCCGUCGCCGGGAGCGCCGCGGGGGCGGCUCAGAACAUGAGCCGCGAGGCGGCGUCGAGGCGGAUGAUUCGCGACGCGGGCGCGAUUCCGGCGCUCGGGGAGCUGCUCGUCGUGGGCGAGGUUCCCGCGCAGGUGUGCGCCGCGGGGGCGCUGUUGAAUAUCUUGGGGCCGGAGCUGAGCCGCGGCGGCGGCGGCGCGGGGAGCGGGGUUCGCGCGGAGGAGGAGGAGGAGGAGGCGGAGGCGGAGGCGACGACGUCGGACGACGACUCGGACGACGAGCCGCCGCCGCCGCCGCCGCCGCCGCCGGACGACGGCGCGGACGGCGCGGCGCGGAGGAGACGAGGGCUCGGGAAGCUCAUCUCCAGCGCGCUCGCGUUGACGAUGGUGUGGGACGCGUUGUACGACGGCAAGCCGGACGUUCGGGCGCCGCCGGCGCCGGCGUGA